UUCAAUACCAUCACUUCCUUUCCUUUUCCCAUCUCUCUCUCUCUUAGACAUGGAAAUGGCCAAAACCCUAGCAUUGUUGCUACUCUUCCUCCAACUAACUUCUUUCACUUCAUUUGCUGAAGAGAUUGAAUCUCUUCCCCCAACUUACCCUCCUCACACACCAGCUCCUCUUCAUCCCCCAACUAAGUCACCGGUUCACCCACCGGUCAACCCACCUCACCACCACCAUCACCACCCCAACCACUCACAUUCCCCUUCUCCUACCCCUGUUCACACUCCUCACACACCAGCUCCCCUUCACCCCCCAACUAAGUCACCCGUUCACCCACCAGCUAACCCCCCUCACCACCACCAUCACCACCCCAACCACUCACAUUCCCCAGCUCCCUCCCCUGUUCACACUCCUUACCCUCCUCACUCACCAGCUCCACUUCAUCCCCCAACCAUAUCUCCAGCUCACCCACCUGCUAAGCCCCCAACCCACGGCCAUCACCACGCUCCUGCUCCUGCCCCUGCUCACACACCUGUUGUUCCAACUCACCCACCAUUGCACCCUCCGACUCCUGCUCACUCACCAUCACACCCUCCUCCUCCUGCUCACUCACCACCGCACCCCACUCCCAUCCCUAGAAGCUUCAUCGCUGUUCAAGGUGUUGUUUAUGUCAAAUCAUGCAAGUAUCCUGGUGCUGACACCCUCUUGGGAGCUUCAUCACUUCUUGGUGCCGUUGUGAAGCUUCAAUGUAACAACACAAAGUAUAAGUUGGUGUUAAAGGAUGAAACUGAUAAGAAUGGUUACUUCUACAUUGAAGGCCCAAAGAGCAUUACAAGCUAUGCAGCUCACAAGUGUAAUGUUGUUUUGGUUAGUGCACCUAAUGGGCUUAAGCCUUCGAAUCUUCAUGGUGGUGUUAGUGGUGCUGUGCUUAGGGCUGAGAAAGCUUUUGUGUCUAAGGGUCUUCCUUUUGUUCUCUAUACUGUAGGGCCUCUUGCUUUUGAGCCCAAAUGUUAGGGUUUGAAAAAUUGUGAGUUUUUUAUUUUUACUUUUAUAGAUUGAUGUGUUGUUUAGGAGUUUGGUUUGAGUUUGUGUUGAAAUAUGAUGUUAGGUGCUUGAAUUAUCAAAGUGUAAUAAGGUGUUAUAUUAUGUAAUGUGUGAUUGAUGGUUCUUGUAAGAAUUCAAUAUUUAGAAAAGUGAUGUUUAUCGACUUUGUUUA
Molecule: messenger RNA, 1208 nt
Organism: Lathyrus oleraceus (garden pea)
Lineage: Eukaryota; Viridiplantae; Streptophyta; Magnoliopsida; Fabales; Fabaceae
Product: non-classical arabinogalactan protein 31
Exons: 2
Coding region: 50-1006 (318 amino acids)
Cellular component (GO): cell periphery
Source: RefSeq, a predicted model, not a curated record